GAUACCUUCUUGGUCUUUUCUUAUGUAUUGUUCAUUUCCUUCGUCUUAAAAACCAGAAGGGAUUAUUUUUUUCUUCUAUAAAUAGAUCAGCAAUAGAGAGGUGGGAGGUGGAGAGCAACAAAGAAGUAGUGGGAAAGCAAUGGAGAGUAUGUUAAGUAGAAUUCUCAUAUUUGGUGGUACAGGUUAUAUUGGUAGAUAUAUGGUUAAGGCCAGCGUUAAGAUGGGUCAUCCAACGUACGUUUAUUCUAGGCCUAUGACUCCACAAACACAUCCCUCCAAGAUAGAACUUCUCAAAGAGUUCCAAUCCAUGGACGUCAACAUUGUCCAAGGAGAACUGGAUGAGCAUGAGAAGCUUGUGUGGGUGAUUCAACAAGUAGAUGUGGUCAUCUUAGCCCUUGCAUAUCCCCAAGUUCUUGACCAACUCAAAAUUAUAGAUGCCAUCAACGUUGCGGGCACAACAAAGAGGUUCCUUCCAUCUGAUUUUGGAGUUGAGGAGGAUAGGGUGACUGUUCUUCCCCCAUUCCAAGAAGUCCUUGAUAAGAAGAGGAUUAUCAGAAGAGCCAUUGAAGCUGCCGGGAUUUCUUACACAUUUGUGUCUGCUAACUGCUUUGGUGCAUACUUUGUGAAUUACUUGCUCCAUCCACAUGACCAUUCAAACGAUAGUAUUACCGUCUAUGGCAGUGGUGAAGCCAAGGCGGUGUUAAAUUAUGAAGAAGACAUUGCUCUUUAUACAAUCAAGGUGGCAAAUGAUCCCACAGCCUGCAAUCGGAUAGUCAUUUUUCGGCCCCCCAAAAACAUUAUUUCGCAGCUCGAAUUGAUCGCUCUUUGGGAGAAGAAGACCGGUAGAAGCUUCAAGAGAGUUCAUGUCUCAGAGGAAGAGGUUGUGAAGCUAUCUGAGACCCUGCCAAAUCCGCAAAACAUACCGGUGGCCAUCCUUCAUAGUAUAUUCGUAAAAGGCGCUCUAAUGAAUUUCGAAAUAGGGGAAGAUGAUAUCGAGGUUUCAAAACUAUAUCCUGAUAUUAACUAUCAUACCAUUGAUCAGCUCCUCGAUAUUUUUCUCACAAAUCCCCCCAGCCCUCGUAAUGCUGCCUUCGAAUGAGGUUGGUGUUUCCCAAGAACAAGUGUGGCAAGUUUCUUCUUCUUCUUCUUCUUUUUAUCAAAAAAAAAAAAAAAAGUGAGGAUAGGGUUACAGAUCUUUCUGUAAUCAAGCGGAGAAAAAUGACUGUUUUCACAAUGUAGUGAGAUCAAUCCGCUGAAACACUAUCUUUUAAUUUCAAGGAAUUGCAGUGAAGUAUAUGGUUUGCAAUGAUCAA
Molecule: messenger RNA, 1313 nt
Organism: Vitis vinifera (wine grape)
Lineage: Eukaryota; Viridiplantae; Streptophyta; Magnoliopsida; Vitales; Vitaceae
Product: eugenol synthase 1
Exons: 5
Coding region: 140-1099 (319 amino acids)
Molecular function (GO): oxidoreductase activity
Source: RefSeq, a predicted model, not a curated record